Blepharisma stoltei is the source of this 1317-nucleotide messenger RNA. The record is from the annotation of a GenBank genome assembly. NCBI's taxonomy places the organism in Eukaryota, Ciliophora, Heterotrichea, Heterotrichida, Blepharismidae.
AUGAUAGAGAUUAUACUUUUCUUUUUUAUUACAGCCUUUUGCGAGUUAAGAAUCUCAUACCCUCCAGAACUAUAUAAUCUUUAUCCUAACAAUAUUGUCCCUUCUGUUACUGCUAAUCUCAGAAGAUUUCCAACUUACACUCAAGGUAGUGUUGGAUUUUUACCAAACGAUACAAAUCCAUGUGUCAGAAGCUCAUGGCCUCAAUUUGCAAAUUACACAGUGUUUGCUAUUAUGGAUAUAACUUGCCAUUACUCAACUGUUGUUCACAUUGCCGAAGAAAGAAAAGCUCAAGGUGUCAUUUUUGUGCUGAAUUUAACUAGUUCAAGAUUAAAAGAAGUUUUGAUAUCUCCAGGCAGUCAGACCACUAUAUUUGUUGCAGGUAUUUCAAAUGAGUAUAUUGAUAUGUGAAGAAAAUUCGAGCAGGGUGUAAUAUUGGUUGAACUUGAUCGCGACAGGAUAUAUUCGGAAAAACCAAGAAUUUCGAUAUCACUUACGGGAAGUUUUAUUCAUGAUGCAGAUUUUAUCAAAGAAUGAUAUUUUUAUCUAUUUCCUAUUUAUAAAAGCGAUGUGGAUAUAGACUUAUCCUUUAAUUAUUCAUUUUCAUGCUCUGAUUGUAGCCCAAAUGACUGUUAUUCUAAUAAUAAAUACUGCAUGAUUGAUGACAUAAAUCAUUUUUCAGGAAGAAAUAUGAUUGAUAGAACACUAAUGGAAAUCGCUUUGCUUGAUUAUAUAAAAAAUCACGAUAUAUUUUUAGGCGCUUUUGCUAUAUUUUUAUAUGAACUAGGAAAAUCUUGCGAAUAUGAUUACUCGAAGAAAUGCAGUGGAAAUGUUUUAAAUUGGCUCAAAGUUGACUUAGAAGAAAUUCAGAAUAGAAUUGACAAAUCCUGGAUAUCAAAUAUGAAUGAAGUACGCGCAGAUAAUUAUAUACUCAGAAGCCAAUAUAACAAAUGGAUAAGUAAAAGCUAUUUUGAACCUAUACCAAGCAUUUCCAUAGGUAAUAUUACGCUUUGCUUAAAUCAAGGAUACGGUCUCCAAACGUAUAUAUGCAAUUAUAUUUCAUAUACAUCAUAUGUCUGUGAUGAUACCUGUAAUAAGAAUUGCACAAUUGGCGAUUUAAGCGAUGGCUAUUGUGAUCAAAAUUGUGAAACAGAUUCUUGCUUUAAUGAUAUUCAAGAUUGCAAUAGUUUGCUUCAUUUUUGUGAUGACAUUCACAAUCGUGUUUGUAAAUAUAUCUCUGAUGGCGGUGAUGAAGGCUUAGACACAGGCUCUAUAAUAGCAAUUUCAAUUUUUAGCAGUAUUGGAUUUUGCUUUUGGUAA